UGCCGUUUCGACUCCUCCCUGUUUGUCAUCACUCGGAAACUUAUGGAAAUCGUCAAAAACAGUCCAGGCGGUGUGCUGCACUUAAAGAAGAUUGUGCCCAUGCUGGGAAUCCCGAAACGGAGGUUGUACGAUAUCACCAGUGUCUUGCACGGCAUCCAAAUGGUCGAAAAGGUAUCCAAGAGCCGUAUUCGAUGGAUAGGGCCUGAUAUCAGCAGUUUCGAACCGCCGCCCGCACAGAAGCAGCUGCGUGAGGAAAUCAGUGACUUGUCAGCAAAGGAACGUGCUCUGGAUGAGUUAAUUAAGGAUUGUGCUCAGCAGUUGUUUGCGUUAACAGAUGACAAGGACAAUGACCGGCUAGCAUAUGUGACAUACCAGGAUGUUCAGAGCGUUGAAGCGUACCGUAAACAGACGACUUUGGCAAUUAAAGCUCCACCGCAAACCAUGCUGGAAAUCCCAGCUCCCGGGGAAAACGCCAUCGCCAUGCGGAUACACAGCACCAGAGGGCCCAUUGAGGUCUAUUUGUUCGAACCAAAGCAGGAGCUUUCGAGUAACAACGCGUCCGGAGGUGAAACGGCCUCCGCAUCUGCAAGCAAACCUCCUGAACAGCCGGAUGAAAAGGAAAGUCCUGCACCGCAAAGUGAAGAAUUAUUAGAAGUCUCCGAACUAUUGUUCAAAGAGAAUGACAGCGAGGUACGGUCCCUAACUAGGCUUUGUACCGUGGUGCAAAAUAACCUCUCCGCAAAAGGGUAA
Phyllostomus hastatus (greater spear-nosed bat) is the source of this 750-nucleotide messenger RNA. RefSeq names its product transcription factor E2F6-like. The record is from RefSeq and is a predicted model, not a curated record. Gene Ontology annotation, cellular component: RNA polymerase II transcription regulator complex. Gene Ontology annotation, biological process: regulation of transcription by RNA polymerase II. Bases 43 to 750 code for a protein of 235 amino acids. Gene Ontology annotation, molecular function: DNA-binding transcription factor activity, RNA polymerase II-specific; protein dimerization activity; RNA polymerase II cis-regulatory region sequence-specific DNA binding. The transcript is spliced from 2 exons. NCBI's taxonomy places the organism in Eukaryota, Metazoa, Chordata, Mammalia, Chiroptera, Phyllostomidae.